Messenger RNA from Didymodactylos carnosus, 717 nucleotides. The record is from the annotation of a GenBank genome assembly. Lineage: Eukaryota; Metazoa; Rotifera; Eurotatoria; Philodinida; Philodinidae.
AUGGUAUGGCGUCAUUUAGCCCGUUAUUUAGCGAAUAACGAACAGUUGGUAAAUAAAUUAGCUGAAUCGUAUCCAAUACGUCGUGCAGCACAGUUAACAGCUUACUUUUAUCAUAGUGGAAGAGCCAAAUAUAUAGAAAGAAAAGGAGAAUUUCAGAGAGCUGGUGGAGUAAGAUAUAUACAACGUCAAGGAAAACAAGAUAUUAAUGAUAUGAAACUAGUGAUGAAAGAUUUUACACAAGUUUUAUUUAGACCCUGGAUUGACUUAUACAAAGAUAUCAGUGUUCAGAACUUAAAAAUAAUGUUCAAUGAUAGUGAAAUUCAAGAUAAAAUUGAUUCUACGAAUAAUUGUCUUACACUUUCAAUAAGAUUAAUUCGUUCAUUUGAAUAUCGAAAUGUUCGUCAUAUUGCUAUAAGAAAUCUUAAUGAACAAAUACGUGGAAGUGAAUUGAAAAAUAUUAUUUUAAAAUCAUUACCAAGUCAAACUAUUCCACUUCCAUUUAAAACAUUUGAAUUUGAUACAUUAAAAAUUGAACAUUAUCCACAUCAAGCGAAAACGAAUGAUGUUGUUAUCCGACGAGAAGAUGACGAGCAAUUUCUUAUUGCGGAUGAUAAAACAUUAAGAGAUUACAAAAUAGUUGAUGGUACAGAAAUCGCGUUUUUUAAAAUGGCUGAUUAUGAAACAUAUAAACAAAAUCCCGUAUUUUUAAUGGAAUAG